GCACGAUGACGGUGACGUUGAGUGAUACCCGGCUCUCCUGGCACAGUCUCAUACAGGGAACCAAUAUUGAGAAAAUCCUCCUAAAUUUCACUGUCUCCAAGAACCAGGUGAGCACCUGGUGGCCGCGGGGCUAUGGCGGACAGCUCCUGUACAACCUGACGGCCACUUUGGAGGACGGCCGCGGGGAGCUGGUUUCAAGGAAGUCAGUUAGGUUUGGCUUCCGGUCUGUGCAGCUGGUGCAGGAUCCCAUAAAAGACAUGCACCCAAAUAAUGGUCUGACGUUCUACUUUCGGGUGAACGACCAGCCAAUUUUCCUGAAAGGCUCCAACUGGGUCCCAGCGGACAGUUUCCCCGAGCGUGUGACACCUGACAGACUACGUAAUUAUAUGACGUCAGCAGCAGACGCCAACAUGAACGCUAUGAGAGUCUGGGGCGGUGGGAUCUACGAGAGUGAUGAUUUCUACAAUCUUGCAGACGAACUUGGCAUUCUAAUAUGGCAGGACUUCAUGUUUGCAUGCGCCCUAUACCCUGUGGACGCGCCCUUCAUGGCGUCAGUAACACAGGAAAUCACUUACCAGGUACGUCGCCUGAAGAGCCACCCGUCCCUGCUGGCGUGGAGCGGAAACAACGAAAAUGAGGUGGCACUUACGGGUGGCUGGUGGGGCGUGUAUCGUGAUGAACACUAUAUGGCGGACUACCGGAAGUUAUACGUAGACACGGUUGGAAGGAUCACGCGCGCGGAAGACCCCUACCGGCCCUUUAUGCUCUCCAGCCCUAGUAACGGAAAACAGAGCGAGGCGGACGGGGGAAUCUCAAAAGGCAAUCCAGGUGGCACAAUGUUUGGGGAUAUACACGACUACCAGUACAGUCGACCGUUUUUUAAAGACAGCACAUAUCGGAUACCCCGCAUGGCCUCCGAAUAUGGCCUCCAGUCAUUUCCCAGCAUGGAGAGUUUGAGGCCCGUCUAUGAGGAGCAGGAUUUGUAUUACGACUCUGAGUUGAACACGUACCGGCAGCACCAUUACGGGGGUAACCGUGAGAUGACCAAUCUGACUGGUAUGUACAUGCUGUUGCCGAAUUCUACCGAUCGGAGAAAACAGUUUGAGGAUACUAUUUAUUGCACUCAGAUAAUGCAGGCAGUGGGCAUGCGCACCGAGACGGAACACUACCGGCGAUGGCAGAGCGCCUUGAACAGCCGCGGGGAAGGGAACACGAUGGGCGCCCUUUACUGGAUGUUUGCAGACAUCUGGCCAGCUCCUUCGUGGGCGUCCAUAGAAUAUGGCGGCAAAUGGAAGGUGUUGCACUACUUCGCGAGGAAAUUCUUCGCGCCUAUACUGAUCUCCCCUUAUAUCGAAGGCUAUGCACUGAAGGUCCACCUAGUGUUGGACGAGCUUCCCACAUUUGACCACUCAAACCCGCUGGACAUCGAACUCAAUCUAAAGCCCGAGGUUAUGGAGGAUGAGAGGCCUUUUAGUUUGUUUUCACUUUGGUCUUGGACAAACGACGCAUUAAAGCGUCUUAAAGGACAAUUAAAGAAACCAUCAGAAAUAUUGUCUCUCCUCGAGGGAAACUUGUACAUGCGGAUUUAUUCAUGGGACAGUUUAGAGCCACGAUACACCGAAGAAAUCCCAUUUCACGUUGUCAAAUCAUCGGAAAUGGUUCUAGAGACACGAAUACAGGGACUGGUCGAGAAAGGCCAAUGUAAGACGGAAGACCACUGCUUUGUGUAUUUCCAUCUUGGAGAUCCGAGCGAAGGACCCGUGUCGUGGUUACCGUUGUCCGUGUUAAAAACAGCCAUAGGGCUACAACGCCACCCGGAUCUCAAGGUCACUGGUAUUUCACCGGUCGAUGGCGACGCUCUUGUAUUCGACGUCCAUAUAUCAACCUCAGCUGUAGCCGUAUUUGUCUGGAUCGAGGCUACCGGAAUUAAGGGGAGAUUCUCAGAUAACGGUUUUCUGCUUUGCGACAGAUCGAAAACUGUGAAAUUUUAUGCUUGGGAAAACGUUAGUUCACAGAAAUUACAGUCGUCUCUGACGAUCAAAUCACUCACCGAUAUUUACGAGGGCUAAUAUUUGCACGCGCGUUACAGAAAUAAAACUGUUUUAUUGGGACGUACGCCAAAAAUCCUAUUCAUUUAAUAAUUGUUUGCUGUUUUUUACAGCGUAAA
Mya arenaria is the source of this 2167-nucleotide messenger RNA. RefSeq names its product beta-mannosidase-like. Gene Ontology annotation, molecular function: beta-mannosidase activity. The coding region runs from base 6 to 2069 and encodes 687 amino acids. The transcript has 13 exons. The record is from RefSeq and is a predicted model, not a curated record. Gene Ontology annotation, biological process: glycoprotein catabolic process; carbohydrate metabolic process. NCBI's taxonomy places the organism in Eukaryota, Metazoa, Mollusca, Bivalvia, Myida, Myidae.